UGAUGUAAGUGGACGUGUGCACGAGCGUGACAGUGGGUCUUCAAAGCUUCAAGCUUCACCCUUGUAGUCCGAUGCCGAAGGCGAAGCGUCAGACUGACGGGCGACUCACAGCUCGAUACCUUCGACAGUGAUGAUUUACUCGGUGUCCCACCCGUUGAUGCAUUCCCACAUCACCUCGACAGCUCGCGCACCUACGCCGCCACACUCUCUGAUCGCCCCGACGCCCGCGGCCUAUACUCGCUUCCGGACAGCCUCGGCCUGUCUUUGCAGCCGUGUAAUGCCCUGUGCGAUUCCCGUGCCCGUCCCUUGCCCAACCUCCGGCGAACGAUGCGGCCAAGCAUGCUGAGCAUCGUUAACCGUGGCCAACUUGAAGGGAAGUCGCGCACGCUAAUAGCUCCUG
Fomitopsis serialis is the source of this 400-nucleotide messenger RNA. RefSeq lists its product as uncharacterized. The transcript has a single exon. Bases 131 to 346 code for a protein of 71 amino acids. The record is from RefSeq and is a predicted model, not a curated record. Lineage: Eukaryota; Fungi; Basidiomycota; Agaricomycetes; Polyporales; Fomitopsidaceae.